AUGACCUCCCUGCUGCAGGAGAAGCUGUGUGAAGUUCACACUCAGGCACCUCCUCCCAGCAAAGACUUCCAUCACUUGACUAUCACAAAACAUGAGGUUAUGUGGAAAUCAUGGAGAAUUUCCUUUCGACCCAAUCAAGAAAGAUUUUUCCCAAGAGAAGUGAAGAAACUCCAUAAAGAUUUUCUCUUGGAUGAACAAUUACACAAGCAAGUGCAAAGCAUCUUUGGAAACAAAAUGCUAGACUACAUUCUUAACUUGUGUCAAGGACAGUAUGAUUUCCUAAUUCGAAUGCCUGAGAAUUUGAUUAUACAUAUCCUGUCAUUUCUUAAUACAGAAGAUAUUAGACAGUUGUCAAAAACAUGUAAAAGAUUUCGGCAGUUGUGUAACACUGAAGAAUUUUGGGAAAGAAUAAAAAGGUUGCAAGAGAAAUAUACCCUUGAUGUACAGACAGCCAAAUUUCCAGCUUACAAGAAGCCAAUGAAUUUCCACCAAAGACCAGGCUACCUGACACCGAUGAAUAGAAGGCAGACCACGUUUUUUUAA
This is a messenger RNA of Elgaria multicarinata webbii, 543 nucleotides long. RefSeq names its product F-box only protein 36-like. Lineage: Eukaryota; Metazoa; Chordata; Lepidosauria; Squamata; Anguidae. Gene Ontology annotation, molecular function: protein binding. The record is from RefSeq and is a predicted model, not a curated record. The transcript has 4 exons. The coding region runs from base 1 to 543 and encodes 180 amino acids.